GUGCGUUCCCUUCAAACCACAUUUGGAGACUUUGAAUCCAUGAUGAAAAUUGUUCAGCAGAAGCAGGAGGUGACUGAAAAGGCUGUUAAACAAGGAGAGAGUGAAAUAAACCGGAUCAGUGAAGUGCUUCAGAAGCUGCAAAACGAAAUUCUGAAAGACUUGUCUGAUGGCAUCCACAUGGUGAAGGAUGCAAGGGAACGAGACUUCACAUCUCUGGAAAACACCGUGGAAGAGAGACUAACAGAGCUAACCAAAUCUAUAAAUGAUAACAUUGCUGUAUUCACUGAAGUCCAGCAAAGGAGCCAAGAUGAAAUCAACAGUAUGAAAGCAAAGGUUGGUUCACUAGAACAGGCAGAUGUGUAUAAACACGAAAUUCAGGUGCUAAAAGAUGCUUUGGAUGAGAUGCAAGUGUCCAUGAAAGUCAAAGAAAAGGACAUAGAGACUUUGAAGAGCACAAUAGACUCCAUGGAGUCUGAUGUGUACACUGAAGUGAAAGAGCUAGUCAACCUCAAACAAGAACAUGAGAAGUUCAAAGAGGCUGCUGACACGGAACACCUUUCAUUAAGGGCUUUACAAGCCAAAGUUCUGAGAGCUGAGGAUUCUAUUAUGAGUCUCCCAAGUGACAUUCAAAGACUUGAGGAAGAUUUACUGCAAAUUAAAGCUAACCUCAACAAAUGGGAAGAUAAUGAACUCUUCAGAAAAGCAUUAGUAACCUUUGGGAAGAACGGUGAAGGUCUGGAGUCUCGAUUGAGGCACAUAGAAGAUAGCCUGGAGUCUCUAACUUCUGAUGCUGCCCAAAAGAGUGAAAAGUUGCAGUCCUUCCUUUCUAGGGAAGCAGAAUAUGAGAACAAGCUCAGGGCCCUAGAACAAACCAUUACUGCUCUUCAGGGACUCACAAAUACAGAUGUGACUUCAGUCACAGACCUUCUGAGAAACCUUGGUGAAGCACAGACCUCGCUAUACAACGACGUGGAAGACCUGAGGAGAAGCAUCAGUGACCUGCCAUCCUCUGGUGCUCUCCAGGAUGUCCAGAAGCAAAUUAGUACUUUGUUGGAUCAAGGAAAUCCCCAGACAGGUCAAGCACAUCCUCAAGGCUACCUUGAAAAACUUUCUUCUAUGGAAGGCUCAGUAGAUGAACUGAGAUCUUCUGUCAGUCAGGUGGAUUCUGAUUUGAAAAUGAUAAGAACUGCAGUGGAUAGUUUAGUCGCCUACUCAGUGAAAAUUGAAAAUAAUGAGAACAACUUGGAGUCUGUGAAGAGCUCAAUAGAUGACCUGAGGAAUGACCUGGAAAGGUUGUUUGUGAAAGUAGAGAAAAUACAUGAAAAAGUUUAG
Acanthisitta chloris (rifleman) is the source of this 1332-nucleotide messenger RNA. RefSeq names its product cytoskeleton-associated protein 4 (gene CKAP4). The annotation marks the transcript as partial. Lineage: Eukaryota; Metazoa; Chordata; Aves; Passeriformes; Acanthisittidae. The transcript has a single exon. The record is from RefSeq and is a predicted model, not a curated record. Gene Ontology annotation, cellular component: rough endoplasmic reticulum.